ACUCCUUUUCGACUGACGGAAGGCGACCAAUGAAGACAGACUGUGAGAGGUGGGGAUGAGGCGAGCAAACCUAAAUUAGCCGGCAGCAAACGGAGAGAUGGGAUGUGAGUCCUUUCCAGGCAGUUGCGAGGCUGAGCUGCUCAAAAUUAAAUGAAACUGUCCAUAGUUCACUUUUCAUGUCGACUUUCUGUUUGGAAUUGAUGGGCGGUUCCUCCUUGGGCAAACAAACGAAUCACGUGAUUGGGAAAAGGGGUUCCAGACCGAGAGUUUUCCUGCAGCAACAUCCACAAUUCGGGGUAAUUUCCAAACUCAGGAUUUCAAAAACUAGAAGUCUAGAACUGUGUGGGAGAUGGAAGAAUAUGACUUCUGUGAAUAUCUCCAUCCCCUGGUCGGCAAUGAGUCAUUCCGCUUUUUUACUGCAAGCCGCGUGGGGAGUCAAGACCUUAUCAAUUCUACUUUCUCAAAGUUGAGAACUUUCUUUCAUAUCUUCGGUACUCUUAGAUAUUCUCAUAGCAUUUUUGACGUAGCGCAAUUCUCAAUCUUUCUACACAUCACAACACUCAAAAUGGCAUCGUCCCGUCCCAUCCAGUCAGUGACAAAUGCGGAGCUGUACAACCGCUGGGCCAAAGUGCGUGACUCCACCUUCUCUCACAUCCUCACUCCUUCACUCUUCAUAUAUAUAUAUGUUCUCAGAGUCCUAAGAGCAACACGCCAACAGGUCUAUGAUACAGAUGGCAACAUACUCCAAAGCGUCGACGACGUGAUGCUCCCAGCGCUUCUUAACUUUGUCUUCACCCUCCUCCCGUCGGACAUGCCAAUCACAAUCACAGAACUAGGUUGCGGAACCGGCCGCAACACCGCCAAGCUCCUGUCUCCCUCUUCCUCAUUACCACAAAUUACCUCAAUCGCGGCGCUCGAUCUCUCCCCGGGAAUGCUCAUGGUAGCAAAACAACGCUGCGAAACUCACCUCACAGCAAAUGCCUCAAACGUCUUGCUCGCGCCCCCUGCCGUUGGAUUCCACGAAUUCGAUGCCCUACACCCAGAGCUAUCUCCAGAGAUAAACGCUCUGGAAGGCAAAGCAGAUCUCGUGCUGUCAACAUUGGUCUUGGAGCAUUUACCACUUGAUGUAUUUUUUCGCACUGUCAAAUCAUUUCUGAAGCCAGGCGGGUACUUCCUGUUAACCAAUAUGCAUGCCGAUAUGGGACGUAUCUCUCAAGCUGGUUUCGUGGAUGAGGUCACGGGUGAGAAGAUCCGAGGGCAUAGUUUUGCGCAUGAGAUUUCAGAGGCGAUCGAGGAAGGGGAGAAGUGGGGCUUUGAAGUGGUAGGAGAGGUGGGCGAGAGGGCUAUUACUGAAGGUGAUUUAGGGGCGGUUGUUGGGGAACGGGGAAAGAAAUGGAUUGGCAUCAAUGUGUGGUUUGGAUUUGUUAUGCGAUUUGGUGCUGUGGGAAAGAAAGGUUAAGAUCGGAGAAGGAGGAUAGUGAGUACUCGAAGAGAGUAGAAAUGGAUUUCUACGCUAUGUACUGCACAACAUAAUCGUGUCCUGUUCCUCGACGCCGGAGAUCCCAAAGCAUGACCUGACCCAGUUCCGAUAUCCCAAACUGUAAUGCUGAAAACUAAACAACUCUAAGGCUCGUAAUGAUCUAAACCCCCAUGGUGAAAUCGUGCUCGAUGCCUGGUGUGACGCUUGCCAUGAACUGUCUCGUAGUUAGCAAUGGACACAUGGAGUGAUAAUCAUAGAAGCAUACCUUCAAGAAGACAACCAGGUAUUGAUCCACCCGAAUAGCAACCUCUUCAUCGUGCGUCGCUUCCGCAUCAUGUUGCAAGACCUCCCACUCAUCAUUCCCAUUUCCACCUGCCUUCAUCCCCUCUAACAUCGCCU
Messenger RNA from Hyaloscypha bicolor E, 1879 nucleotides. Its product is annotated as S-adenosyl-L-methionine-dependent methyltransferase. Lineage: Eukaryota; Fungi; Ascomycota; Leotiomycetes; Helotiales; Hyaloscyphaceae. The coding region runs from base 350 to 1459 and encodes 369 amino acids. The record is from RefSeq and is a predicted model, not a curated record. The transcript has a single exon.